Molecule: messenger RNA, 921 nt
Organism: Thunnus maccoyii (southern bluefin tuna)
Lineage: Eukaryota; Metazoa; Chordata; Actinopteri; Scombriformes; Scombridae
Product: mitotic apparatus protein p62-like
Exons: 4
Coding region: 98-673 (191 amino acids)
Source: RefSeq, a predicted model, not a curated record
UUCACACCUGAGUUGAAUAAUCAACUAAUGAAGAGCAACACUCACACAAGACACUGCAGGAUCUAUACAUAUCAGGAAAGCUCAGUCAUCAACUUAAAUGGAUAUUCACCAGCAAAAUAGGCCGCGCCUGGAGCCCAUCCAGGAAGAGUCAGAACAGGAAGAUGAAACUGAAGGAAGUAGAACAGGAGAAGACAAGGGGGAGGAGGAGGAUUCUCAAGUUCAAGUAGGCAUGGAGACAGAAGAUGAGAGCGAAGAAGAUGAGGAUGAUGAUGCACCGCUGAGGGCCCUGAGACCGAGGCGACUGUCUCGUUCUUUAAGCCAUGAGAGUUUUCCUCAAAUGCAAUCUACCAACAAUAACCCAGAAGAAAUGGAGAACAUCUCUGUGUCAGAUCUGAGCACAUUUGCAAUGGUUCUGAGUGAUGAAGCUACCCCACCUGGGAAGCCGAGGUUAGAAUUUAAGAAGAGGUCCAGUAGCGGGGAGCUGAGAAUAAAGGUCUCCAAAAUCAGACGGCAAAACCACAAACCACCACCUCAACAGUCAGUGCAGAAGAAGACAAAAAACAGCAAAAGAAACAAGAAGCUGUCUCAGGUUGAUGAGCCUUUUCCUGAGUGGCUGGUGGAACUGAUGGUCAACAUUGAAGAGGCAACAACACACCAGCUGGUGGUCGAGUAACACUCGUCACAAACCUCACAUGGUGAACUUGUUGGUCAUUGCACACCAGGCAAUGACCUAGUUGAUGAAUAGUGAAUGUAAAACAAACUUACAUGCCAUAUUAAGGGUUGGCACUGCCAGAGACUGAAGUCCAUGUGCAAUGUGAAAGUUUCCUUUUCGUCAUUAUCACGGAAUAAACAAAAAGAAUGAGUUCAUCAGGGUGCACUCAGAAAAAAAUGUACAGAACAAUGUGCAUGUUUGUUGUAAUU